Striga hermonthica is the source of this 2124-nucleotide messenger RNA. NCBI's taxonomy places the organism in Eukaryota, Viridiplantae, Streptophyta, Magnoliopsida, Lamiales, Orobanchaceae. The record is from the annotation of a GenBank genome assembly.
AUGCCUGCUACAGAGCUCUGCUCUAGUGGAACUCUUGAUGCAAUGAAAUCAGACAAGGGGAAUGAUUCCCUAGACACUUUCAUCAGACAAGCCAUUGGAAAGGAGCCUCUUAUCCCUUUUCCAAGAGCAGCAGAUAGUUCUAUGCAGUGGAUCCAGUUGCUUAAUGCCCUAGAUCAGCCAGAUCUCCCUGGUUGGCCAUUGAUGACUCCUGUCAAACCGCAGAUGCAGAAGUGCGGGAAGUGUUCCCGGGAGUUCUGUUCCCUGAUUAAUUACAGAAGGCACGUCCGGGAGCAUCGCAGAUCUCUAAAUGUCCACAAGGAUUCUCACAAGAAUAGGGAUUUGUUAGCUGCCUUUUGGGAUAAGAUUUCGUUGGAGCAGGCCAAAGAAGUAGUAUUAUUUGAUGAUGUGAUGCUUAAGGAUAUUCCUGGAUCUUCGAUUAUAAGGGCUUUGGCAUCCUCUGUCCGCAAACCAGGCAUUUGGACUCUUCCGCCUAUCUAUGUUAGGGCGGGCACAAAUCUGUUGGUGAGGAGGCAUCAUCUAUUUAUCGAAUUGGCUCCCUGUUUCAUCUCAUCAGUUCAUUUUUUCACAUAUUCCUCUUUUUUUUUUUUUUUUCAAUCACAGGAUAUUAUUCAAGCUAAGCCCUUGGGGGUGGGACUACCAAUAUCCUCAGGGGAAUUAUUUAGCAUCCUUGACGAUGCUAGUGAGAAGACAUUUCUAUGUGGUGGGACAGCUGAAUCUGUGCUGAAGUUUGUAUUUGAUGGAGAAACUGCUAAAAAUUGUCUCGAGUUGAAGAACCUAGUUGCUUGCACUAGCUUCCUCUUUGAACAGCAACUGGUGAAAGCUUGGAUUGCCUACAAAGAUGCGGAGGCUUUGAGGUGUCAGAAACUGCUUGUGGAGGAAGAAGAAGCUGCACAGAAGAGACAAGCUGCGCUUUUGGAGAAGAAGAAACAGAAAAAGCUUCGCCAGAAGGCGAAAGAACAACUUAACGGGUCUGGCCAAACUGUGAAUAUCAAUGUUGAUGUGGUUGAUAUUGCAGAUGAAGCAUCCGGGCCUUCAUCCCCAUCCGAUACGAAUUCAAAUUCUCCACCAGAUUUGCCUGCAAACUCAGAUUCUAGCCUAGAAUCCACUCAGCUCCAAACCAAAGAAUCAAAUGAAGAAAAUACUGAGCAACAGUUUGUAGAUAACAAACACGAUGAAGAUUCUCAAACAAUCAAAGCGGACCCGGAUGACACUUGCCACUCAUCCACCAAACCUUGGCAGGCCUCAAAAUCCCUACGUGGCAGCCGGUUCGGAUUGAAUCAUCAACCUCUUAAAUCCGAACCUAUGCAUAAGUUCGGCCCAUCCAGGGAUCGGAGCCUACAGAACGGGACCAAAAUCUGGACCAAGAAACUUAAAGUCAAUACUGAUGUGGAAAAACCAGAGCCCCCAGCUGCUCAGGAAAAAAAUAAUUGUGAGGUGAUUAUCGGCUCUAUAGCCGUGACCCUCAAAUCUUUUGUUGCUCAGCCGCAGAAAGAUAAUCACUCAAAUAAAGUUUCGGAUAAAUCCAAUAAUGAGCAUGCUGUUCUUCCUAAGAAAAAUGUUCCGGAAAAAUUGACGAAAGCUCAUCAUGUCCAGCCUGGAAAUAAUCGUGCGGGUCCUAAGCAUUGGAGGCCUGUGCGCCAUGUUGAAGCUGAAACUACCCCAUCUUUGAAUAGGGGCAACGAGGAUACUGAGAAGGUUGAUACGUCGAAGAAGGUUGCUGACCAGGUUUUGUCUGGCGAGAGGUCCGAGGAGUCACAUCUGGUGGACAAUGAUUUUGAGAACGGGAAAAUGCUAUUCCGUGAAGUUUCAGGCGAAGUCUAUGCUUCGCAAGGCCCUUUGCCAUUCUCCACUGCUGCUGCUAGAGAGUUUCUCGCUCAGAGGUGGAAGGAAGCUAUUUCAUCCGAUCACGUGACAUUAGAGCUCUCAGAGCCAAAACGUCCCAAACCCUCUGAUGUUCAACCUGAGUCCUCAACAACAACAGUUCCCGAUGCAUCAGAUACUCCUGUGAAUCAACUCGACACAAAUAUUCAAGCCAAGCCGAGUAAAAAGAGGGGGAAGGGUGGGAAAACCAGAUACAUAGUCAAACAGAAAGCCGAUGCCUAG